Messenger RNA from Prunus mume (Japanese apricot), 521 nucleotides. The record is from RefSeq and is a predicted model, not a curated record. Lineage: Eukaryota; Viridiplantae; Streptophyta; Magnoliopsida; Rosales; Rosaceae.
ACGUCUUUGGUGACGUUUAUGUUCGACCUGGGAAUGAGUUGGCCGAGUCCCUUCAUACGACGAUGGUGGAGAGGAGCCAGUUGGUUCUUCAAGAGUCCGCCUCCCAACUUCCUCCCGAGACUCCGAUCGAGUCUGUGGAUCCUCCGCAUGAUGCUGGAUUUCAGAUUUUGACGCAGACGUUGGAUCAGACUCUCGGGAGGAGGCCGGGAACGUAUUGUAGGGGGAUGGGGAAUGCCCGACAGAGGGAACCUCGACCGCGGUCAUCGUCGCAGGCAAACAGUCAGGUGACUGUUUUGACAUCGCGGGUUGCCGAGCUUGAGGGUCAGAUGUCGGUGAUUCUGCAGUCGCUCGCGCGGUCCGGGAUUCCAAUCCCGAAUUUUGGUGCGUCGACCUCCGAGCCCGUCCAGCCCGAGCAUCCCCAGCACACCACGGCCCCUGCAGACACCCAUACCUCCGAGCCGCCUACCUCCGAGCCGCAUGUGGCAGAUGACCAAUUAGAUUUCGGAACAUUAUUUGAUUAG